CAAUGAAACACGGGUGACGGAAAGAUCUGAAAAUGCGCCUUUGGUCUUUUUGUUAACCCGCAGUUCUACGCAGUAGGGCCGCUCAUGUUUGAUAUGGAGCAUGUUUCCGGAGAUGACUGAACGUCGCAGGGAGAUUUAUAUGUGAUAUGAAAUAUUUGGAGCGAAUUCUCGGCGCGAUUGAGUAUCCUGUGGUUUCCAGGACUACUGAUGGAGGCCAUAUAUGAGGAAAUGGAUGUUAAGGUGACUGAGGAGGUAGAGAGUUGUUGUACACUAGUGAAUCUCACUUCAUCUAAGAAGAAGAGAAGGACAAAGGGCAACACAGAACAUGCAGAGAAACCCAAAAAACCCAGGUCUGCCUAUCUGCUUUAUUACUUUGAUGUUCAUCAGAGGUUGCAGCAAGAGCAUCCCGACAUGCCUCAGUCUGAGAUCAACAAGCGCAUCAGUGACAGCUGGAAAAGGCUCAAUGUGGCUGAUAAAGGAUAUUACCUGGAGAGGGCCAAGAUGGAGAAAGAUGGGGUGGACCCAAACACACAGACAUCAGCUUCUCAAGACAUCCCAGGCUUCCGUAGAAUUCUACCGAGAACUGACUAUGUUCUCCUCCCGAAGAUGUCUGUGGGGGAGGACAGGCCUGGGGCUUCCAUAGACGUCUGUGUGGAAGGGGAUUCCCCUCUGACUUUGGGCAGUGAGGUGGAACUGGUGGAACAGUGCAUCACCGUAGAACCUCUUGCUGAAGACACAGUUGUUUCUUCGAGUGGAUGUGGAGCACCCAAAGGAAUUCUGCCACAGUGUUCGACCUCAGCUGGAAGACUUCUGACAUUGCCACAGCAUAGUCUCCAGUCCACCAGCUUGGUGGUUAAGGAAGAUGGAGGCGGGGCAUCAGGCAGGGGUUAUGAGGUGGAAGUGGAAGAGGGAUUUGAGGGGGGCAUGGCUACAGUCUCACAAGUCAAAGCUGAAGCUACUCAUCUGGUUGCUAUCAUACCCAGUCAUGAGCUGGUAGAUAACAAAGUCCUCCCUGCAGUCAGUCCAAUAAUGAUGCUUCCCUUGGUGAACAAUGCCAAACCAGAGCCUAAACCUUCCUUUAAACUGUCUAUAAAGUACACUAGAAGAGGCCGAGGCUAUUGUAGCACUCCCGGAUGCCCUUUCAUCUACGUUACUCGCCAUAAACCGCCUCGGUGCCCUGACUGUGGACAGCAUCUCGGUGGAAAGUGGGUUCCAUCCGCAUCCAAAAAAGCAGGACCAGCUAGCAGGUCAUCUCCGCAAAAAAUAAAAGGUCAGACGGAUGGUUCCAGUUCCACUGCAGUGGGCUCUAAAGGUGCUGUUCAGAGCAGUGUUAAGAAAUCUGACACAGUCACAGGACAAGCACAGGCACCCAAGAGCAAAAGUGACAAAUCUGUGCUUCCUCUGAAAGUUCAGACCGACGUCUCUCCAGCACCUGCAAAUGUUCCUGGAGCCUGGAGCAGGGAGAAGAUGAGUGUUGUUACAGUUUAUCAACCACCUGGUGGCGCCACUGACAAAAAUUCUGAAUCUUUUCAGCUGUCAGGAUCAACAGCUGUCAUUGGGUUGAGUGGUGGUCAAGUCCAGGUCAUUAGCAAUGACAUGAUUCAGAAACGGCGCACUCGGACCAUUCUCCCUGCUCCUGCUAUCCCAAGCAUUCCCUCUCAACCAGCUGUUGUCCAGUGGAUAGCAGUGCCUCCCAGUAAGAUUAAAGGUGACACAAAAAUCGCAACUAGAACAGUUAAGCCUCAAAAUGAGAGGAUUUUGAGCCUGAAACCCAGCACACUGAAGCAGCUGGGUCACUCUUUGCCUCCGAGUGCCUUAGAGCAGAAACCACUUGCAAUCAACAGUAGCCAGUAUGUAGUGACUGACAGCGGAGUGAAGAUCCUCUCUAUGGUGCCUUUGAAGAAAAACUUAGGCUCUUCACUGGAUCUAGGCUUGUCCACGGCACGGGGUAGAGGCAGAUGUAAAAACCCCUCCUGUGAUUACAUCUAUAAGAACAGACACAAACCUCAGCACUGCCCCAGCUGUGGCUGUGAACUCGCCACAAAAACAGCCAAGAAACCCAAAUUCCCAUCGUCUCCUGAGGCAGCAGAUAUGUCCACACUCCUGUUGGACCCGUCACAAUCAUUGACCCCAGCCCAGAGAGAUCUCCAGCGUCAGUCCACAGUGACUCUGCUCAAACACAGCCUACAGUUUCCAGAGAAUGAAGCCGAGCUCCAGGACAUCCUCACGCACAUCUACAACCUCAACCAAGUGGAUAGGAAGAGAGAUGUCGACGACAAUGAAAAGGAUGAAGAGAAGGAUGUAGAACGGGAAGAGCACUGUGUCUCCGCACAGGACGGAUGGCCGAGCUUCUAUGAGCCGGCAGCUACUCAUUGCAGUCUGUGCCAAUAUCCACUAUACAAAGGAGGAGAGAGUUGUCCUAUAGCAGGACUGCAGCAGUGUUGGUUAGUGACUGAGUCUCUGCUGCAGCCAGUGUCUCUGCAGCUAAAGGUGUGCCUGAACUCACAGUGCCUGGCUAUACACAGCUUUACCAGCCUAUACCCAGGUUUGUUUAAUGUGGGGAAUCAGCUGCUGGUGAGCUUGGAUUUGUUCUUUAAAAUCCGAAGUCAGAUUAAACAGGGACAGGACCCUUUACUCGCAGCCCUCGACAUAAUCAACAACACACAUGGUCCAGCAGGUUGUGUACUGAGUCCAGAUGAACAGGCUCAUGUGCAGGAGAUGUUGUGCAGUGGUUACUGGGCAUUUGAGUGUUUGACAGUUCGCGAUUUCAACGAUAUGAUCUGUGGAAUUUGUGGCAUCGCUCCCAAACUGGAAAUCGCACAACGUGAUAUGAACAGUGUUCUACAGCUCAAAAAUGUGGAGUUCACAUGGCCAGAGUUCCAGGCUUCAGACGAGGUUCAGGUGGAGGAGUUCUGGCUGGCAAUGGAGAGUGAGGCACUGGAGCAGGCAGUGUUUCCUUCCAAUGUUUCCAUCACACGCUUUGACGCCUCCAUCAUCGCUCCAUUUUUUCCUGCACUGAUGAGGAGCUCUAUGGUCAUAAAUACAGAGAAGGACAAGAUCAAAACCAACACAAAACACACAGGAGACAUGUGUACUUUAAUGCAUUUAAUCCGUGAUGGUCAGCUAAACCCCGAGCAGAUGGAGCAGCACACUGAGGAGGAGCUGAGGUCCAUACUGGAGCAGUGUGGAGUAACUUCAGCACCGAACAGCACCAAGGAUGAAUUGAUGGAGUCUGUGUGUUUGCUUUACAUACAAGUACAAAAUGGCCUUUCAACAGCUCCUCAACCUGCCGAACACCUCACUGCAGGAAAACUCAGCAAGAUGUGUCCUCACCAGGUGGUGUGCGGCUCUAAGUACCUGGUGCGUGGAGAGAGUGCUCGUGAUCAUGUGGACCUGCUGGUGUCCUCGCGUUUCUGGCCUCCUGUGUAUGUAGCAGACUGUGCGCAGAAGGUGGCGCUGUGCACAGAAGCACUAUACCCCGAGUUAGCGUCACAGAUGUGGGGGAGGAAUCAGGGCUGCUUCUCCGAUCCCAUGACUACUGCAGAGUAUGUCUCCUGUCCUGAACUCCAAGAUCAGCAGUACAGCAUGGACCUCUCAUCUGUGGACUCCAACUCCCAUGUUCACCCUUACACUAAGUCCACUGUGCGCUAUAUUGUGCACCCUGGCGAUCCCUCCCUCUCCUCUUCCUCCACCUCUUCUUCCUCAGACCCCCACCGUGCCCUAACUCUCUGUAAGGAGCUGCAGUCUUACUCCAACCUGGUGUCAUCCAUAAGCACCGGUUUAGAAGAAAACCAGUCUGAAUUCAGUGAAAGGCAAAAAAUGCUUGUGUUCAACAAUGCAGCACACUACUACCUCUACAACCGGCUAGUGGACUUCCUGAGCAGCCGGGACGUAGUGGGCCAGCAGAUGGCCGAGGUGCUACGGGUGUGCCAGCAGGGUGAGGUGGUGAUGAUCCGCGACGCUCUCUACAGGCUCGGCGUGGCUCAGCUAAACCGAGAGGAUGAGGAGAGGGACUACAUGAGAGAGGAAGAAGAGACCGAGGGAGACGUAGUCUCUGUAGCUGUGGAUGAUGUGGUGCUCGAAUGACGGAGGUAGAGAAGUUUGUACUGAAACACUGUGAGAUUUUUAAUAACAGUACCUACAAGAGAACACUGUGCAGGCUGCAUUUAACAGGCUAUAAUAUAAAAUGAUAGUAUUUAUUGCUAAUCAUCGUGUUAAUGAAGAAACUGUGGUCAUUUUCAUAUUAAAGAUUAUCACUCCGAGUA
Molecule: messenger RNA, 4265 nt
Organism: Silurus meridionalis
Lineage: Eukaryota; Metazoa; Chordata; Actinopteri; Siluriformes; Siluridae
Gene: hmgxb3
Product: HMG box domain containing 3
Exons: 21
Coding region: 208-4086 (1292 amino acids)
Source: RefSeq, a predicted model, not a curated record